AUGUCCUCGCCAUCCCCAGAAAAUAUCUUCAAAUCCUUGCAUGAAAUAUUCUAUACCAGAAAGUCCAAUGAUGUCCUGGAGAUCGAGAUUCUAUUGCCAGGACAAGGACCGCUGUUGAGGGAUGGCUGCUUCAUCGGCAUCACCAAGUCGGCCCUCGUCAAGGCAUUCAUUGUUGCGAGAAAAAACUUCUUGCACCAUGUCACUCGAUUAAAUGGGAGCAGCUCCUUGUCGCUGGAGGCUGAAGGAGAAUUUGCUGCUAUCCCCGCUGUCAUUCUGCUAUUCGAUUGCGAGCAUACAACUGCAUGCAACUGGAGGAAGCGGCUAGUGAAAGCGUCUAUUGAUAAAUAUAUCGCUGAAGGCGACAUUGACCGGGAUGGCCUUCUGGACAUUCUCGAAAGAGAACUCAACCUGAUAACGACGUUUGUCUGCUCGCCUCUGCAUAGACACACAAAAUCACCUACUCUGUGGCAGCAUCGUUUAUGGGUCAUGACUGAGCGAUUGAAACUUCAAGGUUCAGCUUUGCAUGAAGCUAUAUUUCUUUCAUUAGAAGCUAUACGCAAUUUUAUUCUUGCAGAAUUUGCUAUAGUCUGUAAAGCGGCAGAAUUGCAUCCGAAGAAUUACUACGCAUUUAGUUACAUCCGACAGCUUCAUUCUACUGUGUCUAAUUUGUCGACGAGGAUGGCUGCCGAAGAUGUCACCGAUGUUUCUCCUUUGCUAUGUGAUCUCGCGAUCACGUUGGUUGAGCCGGCAUUGAAAUGGUGUUUAUCGAAUCCAAAGGAUAUUUCCGGUUGGAUGUUCCUCUUAUAUUUGUUGAGUCAUGAGGCGACAUCUGAUAACGAGGAACAGAAUAUGAUUCAACUGAGAAAGAUGACGAUGGAACGGGCUAUGCAUUUUGCGAUAAAAGUCACUGCAUGGAAAGGCGAAAGUUUAUGGACAUUUGUUGAUCUGAUGAUGACUAAAUUUGGCCCGACUGUCUUGCCAGCAACAAUCAAACUGGACUCGGAUCAAAUGAGGCUAUAUCAAGUCGAAGAUUUGCCAGUAAAUAUUGACACUACCCGCACGAAAUUAAAGAGUGAAAGCAAGGUCUGGGCUGCAACUGCGCGAUGGAGAACAACUAUGCAUCUCAUAAUCAAGUCCCACAAUGAUGAAGCCUAA
This is a messenger RNA of Talaromyces proteolyticus, 1155 nucleotides long. RefSeq lists its product as uncharacterized. The record is from RefSeq and is a predicted model, not a curated record. The coding region runs from base 1 to 1155 and encodes 384 amino acids. Gene Ontology annotation, biological process: protein prenylation. Gene Ontology annotation, molecular function: protein prenyltransferase activity. NCBI's taxonomy places the organism in Eukaryota, Fungi, Ascomycota, Eurotiomycetes, Eurotiales, Trichocomaceae. Gene Ontology annotation, cellular component: cytoplasm. The transcript has a single exon.